Trifolium pratense (red clover) is the source of this 1964-nucleotide messenger RNA. RefSeq names its product probable folate-biopterin transporter 2. The record is from RefSeq and is a predicted model, not a curated record. The transcript is spliced from 6 exons. Gene Ontology annotation, cellular component: membrane. Bases 222 to 1736 code for a protein of 504 amino acids. NCBI's taxonomy places the organism in Eukaryota, Viridiplantae, Streptophyta, Magnoliopsida, Fabales, Fabaceae.
UGUAGGAAGAAAAAAAAAAUCAAUAUACUACCUCUUGGUCAAGCUCAUCGUUUACUUCUACGUUUUCUUUCAUUUCCAAAACUCAAAUCAGAGAGAGAAAAAAAUGAUUUCAUACCUUGAAAGGGUAAUAGAUUCACAUCAUGAGCUGUAACCAACAGAACAACUUUUUUUAGAAAGUUUUCUUUCUUUCAACCAGUGAGUCUUGAAAGAAUAGUAUAACAAUGCAGGAAGAAAAAAAUCAAGAAGAUUCAAUUUCUGAAUCUAAUGAACAAAAUGAAGAAACAAAGUCAAAGGGUGUUUGGAUUUGUAACAUUUUUUGCAUUCCAAUUCAUUGGUUUAAAAUGCUUUCAAGAGAAAUGCAUUGGAGUUUUGUUUUUGGAGUUGUUGUUGUUUAUGGAAUAAGUCAAGGUGUUGGUGGUGCUCUUGCUGGUGUUGGAACAAAGUAUUAUAUGAAAGAUGUUCAGAAAGUUCAACCUUCUGAAGCACAGGUUUAUGCUGGAAUCACUUCUAUUCCUUGGAUUGUUAAGCCUUUAUGGGGUCUUCUUACUGAUGUUCUUCCUAUUUUUGGAUACCGUAGAAGACCUUAUUUCAUUUUUGCUGGUUUAUUAGGAGCAAUCGCCAUGCUUUUGCUAUCUUUCCAUGAAAACCUGCAUCUUGUGUUGGCACUUUUAGCAUUAACAGCAGGGAGUGCUGGUGUUGCAAUAGCCGACGUGACCAUUGAUGCAUGUGUUGCACAGAACAGUAUCUCUCAUCCUUCCCUUGCUGCUGAUAUGCAAAGUUUAUGUGCCUUUAGUUCUUCUGUUGGAGCGCUAUUAGGAUUCUCCGUUAGUGGUAUCUUUGUUCACCUUAUAGGCCCUAUGGGAGUAUUUCGUUUGUUGACUAUUCCGGCGGGACUUGUAAUUUUGGUUGGUUUUCUACUUGACGAGCCUCGAAUGGAAAACUUCUCUUAUAGACAGGUGAACCGAAAUUUUGUGGAUGCUGGCAAGGCUAUGUGGACUACAUUGAAGAGUGAAGAUGUAUGGAGGCCUUGUUUAUACAUGUAUUUAUCCCUUGCACUAAGUUUGAAUAUCCUUGAAGGAAUGUUUUACUGGUAUACAGACUCGAAGGAGGGGCCAUCUUUCUCUCAGGAGAGUGUAGGUUUCAUAUUUUCAAUCAGUUCAGUCGGUUCUCUUCUAGGCGCAAUACUAUACCAAUAUGCGCUAAAGGAUUACGCGUUCAGAGACGUACUCUUUUGGACUCAGUUACUCUAUGGUCUAUCAGGGAUGUUUGAUCUGAUUUUAGUCUUGAGAUUGAACCUCAAAUUUGGUAUACCAGAUUACGUCUUUGUUGUGAUUGUCGAAAGCAUAGCUCAAAUGACAAAUAGACUAAAGUGGAUGCCGAUGCUUGUACUAAGUUCAAAGCUUUGUCCUUCUGGUAUUGAAGGAACAUUCUUUGCUCUAUUAAUGUCAAUCGAUAACGUUGGACUUCUAUCAUCAUCUUGGGGUGGUGGAUUAGUACUUCAUGUUCUAAAGAUCACAAGAACAAAGUUUGAUAACAUUUGGUUGGCGAUUUUGAUUCGGAACAUUUUACGACUCACUCCACUUUGUAUGCUGUUUUUGGUGCCUAGAGUUGAUCCUAACUCUUUCAUUCUUCUUCCAAAAGAAAAUGUGGAUCCAAAAGUGGAUGCUAUUGACACUUCAGAAACAAAAGAUGUUGAAUUGAUGUCCCUUGUACACAGUGUUGAUGGUAAUAUAUAAUAGCUUAGUGAAGAUACAUUCUUUUGUAUUCUUAAUUUCAUAUACAUAUUUAUUUCCAUUUUUUUUUUGUUAGGGAAAAUAUAGAGAAGAACAUGGAUGUAAUAUCAGAGGGAUUUGAAGGGGAGAGAUUAUUUAUUCAUAAAAUUUUAUAUGUAUUUUGACUAGAAUAUCUAUACAAAAUUUAGGUCAAAUUACCCAUUUUGUACUUUAAGUUUGACCAUUUUCACA